Messenger RNA from Ictalurus furcatus (blue catfish), 2013 nucleotides. RefSeq names its product transmembrane protein 237b (gene tmem237b). NCBI's taxonomy places the organism in Eukaryota, Metazoa, Chordata, Actinopteri, Siluriformes, Ictaluridae. Gene Ontology annotation, biological process: cilium assembly. The coding region runs from base 237 to 1562 and encodes 441 amino acids. The transcript is spliced from 17 exons. Gene Ontology annotation, cellular component: ciliary transition zone. The record is from RefSeq and is a predicted model, not a curated record.
CACAACGGCUUCAUUCCAAACGACUCCCUACAGGAUCAGAAGUGCACUACAUAGGGCAUGAUUUAACGGAUGUCUACGUCAUAUCUAGUGCACGAUAUACCCUAUACGGGUGUUUUUGAGAUUUAGCCGCGUAAAGGCUGAAAACAGAGAAAUCUGAGCGUUUUAAUUAAAAUUCACAAUAGAUUAAAAGCUGAGAUUUAUGAGUUGACAAGGGUGUUUUUUUAUUUUAAAUAAAAAUGACAAUGGACACCGACGAUGAAAAGGUUUACAGCACCAGAAGAAGAGAGCUCCCGCCAAUUUCACAGGUGCAGAAAGCGAAGAUACGACCGUGGGGUCCACGUGCAUUGCCGUCUUUGCCAAGCCAAGAUACGGCAGACGAGAUGCCUGUUCCAAAGAAGAAAAAGAAGAAGAAGGCCAAGCCGGCGGAGAGCACGGAGGCGGCCGAGGUUCCUAAAGCACCUUACCCAGUAUGCAGUGCACAAUUAGGAGGAAUUCUUCAACCUCUUAUAAGAGAUGGCGGGAUCGAGAUGGGAGGCCUGCCCAGUCCGAGACAAUCGGCGAGCCGAGAGCGUUUAACGCCCGAACCUCCUGAAAACCUGCCACAGACAAAGAAAAAGAAGAAGAAAGCUGAGACAGUCGAUCAAGACGGCGAUCAGGCCAACCUGGUGCUGAACAGCGACAUGGCGGAUCAGAACUCGGACGAGGAAACGACACGGAAACCGAAGAAGAAGAAGACGAAGCCUAAAGUGACAGAAACGGAGCAGAAUAAUGACCUGGGCAUCGAAGAUGAUGACAUCAUCACAGGCACCCAACCUCCGAUCCCCCAGCAUGCAUUGUUCUCCGCUCCUCAGGGUCAAAGUCAACCUGUGGCCAAGGUGUUCAUCGAGAGGGAACGCCGUUUUCAGCCUGCUGAGCGUACAGUUCGGCGUAGGACCAGCAAUCAGAUGGAGCACAAUUUCAUGGACGUCCAGUCCACGUGGACCACCAGAGAUGUGUCCAUGAGGGUGCACCAUGGCUUCAGGGUGAUCGGCUUGUUCUCUCAUGGCUUUCUAGCCGGUUAUGCUGUUUGGAAUAUUAUUGUGCUCUACGUAUUGGCUGGAGAUCAGAUGAGCGCAUUGCCAAACUUACUGCAGCAGUACUACAGUCUGGCCUACCCUGCACAGUGCCUCUUUUACUUCCUCCUGGCCCUUAGCACUGUUUCAGCCUUCGACAGAGUGAAUCUUGCCAGAGCACCAACCGCCAUCAGGAGUUUCCUCACUCUCGAUCCUGUGGCCCUCGCUUCCUUCUUGUAUUUCUCAGCUCUGGUCCUGUCUCUAAGCCAGCAGAUGACUAGUGAUCGUAUUAAUCUCUACCGCAGUGUGAACGCCUCACUAUGGCUGCCUGGGUCAGAGCACAGUGUGCUGUAUCCUUGGAUCAUAGUACAGCUGGUGGUCACUCUGUUGGUGGGCUUGGCCUGGGUCCUAGUGUCCACCACCCCAGAUGUGGAUUACACAGAAGAGUCCUUGAUGGCAAUGAAGAUAGAAUAUCCCAGUGUGGAGGAGAAAGGAGGCAUCAGUGCCUGAGAAGUAGCACUGGAUGAAAGCCUUGUAAUCUGAAGGUGAGGACACCAUCUUGGCCUUUGUCUCAGAACAGCCACCAGGAGCACACAGACACUCAUCACCACGAGAGCAGCUACACCAUACAGUCCAUAGCAGAUACCCUGAGGCACUAAACAUAUGGGGGAAAAUAUCAAGACAGUUUUAGUUCCUAUAGAUUGAAGAGCUUUUCAACCAAGGUCUUACCUUCCUGAAGACCAUCUGCUUGGCUCUUAGACGAAACUGGCAAGUCGGCAAGAACAAGGACCAUACCACUAGAGACUAGGACUUUCUUCCCAGAAUUCUGCACAGCUGAAACUGAUCUUUCUGUUGGAUCAAGAAGUUGAUAGAUAUAAGGCAAAGGGGGAUAAGGAGUAGUAUGAGCUUUUCCUUAGUCCAAGACUAACUUACUUGUCCUAUGACAGCUUGGUUCACAGGA